AUGUCUGUCUCUCAGGGUAAAAGCUUCACGUAUUAUCCGAACCCAGAGUUGUUUCCUCUGAACAGAGAAGCUCCAGAUGUCCCGUAUCGGUUUAAACCCGGAGGAGUGAUCGCUGUGGAGGGUCUGGACCUGACCAGAGCCAUCUCCAGACAGGAAGUGACGGCUCGACUUGGAGAUCAGGAGUGUGACGUGAAAACUCUGGACAACACUCACCUGUACUGUGAACCUCCAGAGAUCCAACCAAUGAGUGUAGAGGACAGCAACGAGCUACCCAGUCUCCAGGUGUUCAUGGGGAACCUGCGGGUGGACCUGGGUUUGGUUCAGUACGAUAGUGACUCUCUGUCUGUCGUCCCAUUAGCUGCUCAGAUUGGUUUGGGGGCGGGAGCAGCUGUCAUCAUCCUGUCAGUGCUGGUCAUCAUCCUCAUGUACAGGAGGAAGAGUAAACAGGCUCUCAGAGACUACAAAAAGGUUUUGCUGCAGUUGGAAACUCUGGAGAUCAACGUUGGAGAUCAAUGUCGCAAAGAGUUCACCGACCUGAUGACAGAGAUGAUGGACCUGAGCAGUGAUGUAGGAGGACCAGGACUCCCCCUGCUGGACUACAGGACGUAUGCAGAGAGAGUCUUCUUCCCGGGUCAGCAGGUGGCGCCGCUGAGCCGCCAGCUGGACCUGCCAGAGUCCAGGAGGCAGACUGUGGAGCAGGGCCUCCAGCAGCUCAACAACCUGCUCAACAACAGACUCUUCCUCACUAGGUUCAUCCACACUCUGGAGGCCCAGCAGGGGUUCUCUCAGAGAGACCGGGGUUACGUUGCCAGUCUUCUCACCAUCGCUCUGCACGACAAACUAGAGUAUUUCACCGAGGUGAUGAAGAGUCUGCUGCAGGACCUGGUUCAGCAGUACGUCGCCAAGAACCCCAAACUCAUGCUGCGCCGGACAGAGACGGUUGUAGAGAAAAUGUUGACCAACUGGAUGUCGAUCUGCCUCUACUCCUUCCUCAAGGAGGUGGCGGGUGAGCCUCUCUUUAUGCUCUACAGAGCCAUAAAGUACCAGGUGGAUAAAGGUCCGGUUGACUCUGUGACAGGAAAAGCUAAACGAACGCUGAACGACAGCCACCUGCUGAGAGAGGACAUCGAGUACUGCUCUAUGACUCUGAUGGUGUUGGUAAAGAAUGGAGUUGAGGUUCAACCUUGUCCUGUUAAAGUGCUCGACACCGACACUAUCACACAGGUAAAGGAUAAGAUCCUGGAUCAGGUCUACAGAGGAGCUCCGUUCACUCAGAGACCAGCAGCAGAUAGUCUGGACCUGGAGUGGCGUUCAGGUCAAGCGGGUCACCUGACCCUGUCAGAUGAUGAUGUCACAGCAGUGGUUCAAGGUCGCUGGAAACGAGUCAACACUCUGCAGCACUACAAGGUUCCAGAUGGAGCAACAGUCGCUCUGAUUCCUCGUUCUCAGAGUUCAGGUGGAGUCAACCAGGUCUUCCAGACUGGAGAAAAAACUCCAAUGCUGGAGGGCGAUGAGGAGGAGGGGCUUCGUCUGUGGCACCUGGUGAAGAGCAGCGACGAUCCAGAGAUCCCAAAACACAGAAAGAGCAGCAUGAGGGAGAGAGAGAGAGCCAAGGCCAUACCUGAGAUCUACCUGACCCGCCUGCUGUCCAUGAAGGUAACACACCUGUCUCUCUACCUGCAU
Messenger RNA from Anarrhichthys ocellatus (wolf-eel), 1683 nucleotides. RefSeq names its product plexin-B3-like. The annotation marks the transcript as partial. The transcript is spliced from 13 exons. Gene Ontology annotation, molecular function: semaphorin receptor activity. Gene Ontology annotation, biological process: positive regulation of axonogenesis; negative regulation of cell adhesion; regulation of cell shape. The record is from RefSeq and is a predicted model, not a curated record. Gene Ontology annotation, cellular component: semaphorin receptor complex; plasma membrane. NCBI's taxonomy places the organism in Eukaryota, Metazoa, Chordata, Actinopteri, Perciformes, Anarhichadidae.